Molecule: messenger RNA, 1129 nt
Organism: Notolabrus celidotus (New Zealand spotty)
Lineage: Eukaryota; Metazoa; Chordata; Actinopteri; Labriformes; Labridae
Gene: srr
Product: serine racemase
Exons: 7
Coding region: 132-1103 (323 amino acids)
Biological process (GO): L-serine catabolic process; L-threonine catabolic process
Molecular function (GO): L-serine ammonia-lyase activity; threonine deaminase activity
Source: RefSeq, a predicted model, not a curated record
GUUCAAUAAUACUGUCCGACUAACAACAUGCUCCAGUCCGGAACUAUUGUGCUGGAGGGAGCCGCUUAAGUUGUUACACUGUUAUGUAUCGCGGAGCUCUCACUUUUUAGAGUUGCUGACCAAAUAUUAAGAUGGGGGAGGUGUCAGCAGAUUUAAUCACCCUGGAUCUGCUAAGAGAAGCCAGGGAGACAGUGAGAAGCAGCCCGCUGGGUGUCAUCAAUACUCCCAUGAUCCCUUGGUGCCAGACUACCCUGCCUCUUCACAUUAACUGCAAAAUCCACAUUAAAUUGGAGAACAUGCAGAGAACAGGGUCAUUUAAGAUAAGAGGAGUAGCCAAUCAGUUUGCCAGGCGACCCAAGGGUGGUCAUUUUGUCACAAUGUCUGCUGGGAACUAUGGGAAAUCUUUUGCUUAUGCCUCAAAGCAUUUUGGAUCAAAGGGCAAAGUGGUAAUGCCAGAAACUGCUCCAGUGUCCAGAUCCAUCCUCAUACAGAGUUUUGGUGCUGAGGUGGAGCGAGUUCCAACUUCCUGUCUGAUGAGUGUGGUUAACCGCUGCGUGCAGGAGGACAGCAUGACGUUCCUACACUCAUAUGAUGACCUGGAUCUUAUAGCAGGGCAUGCCAGUCUUGGUAUGGAGCUGCUUGAGGUGAUGCCUGAGCCUGAUGUGGUGGUGGUCUGCUGUGGUGGAGGGGGUCUGCUAGCAGGAGUAGCUGCCGCCAUCAAACUGUCAGGCUGUGAUAAGACCAGAAUCUAUGGAGUGGAACCAGAAGGAGCAUGCACAAUGUACAACAGUUUCAUUGAGAAGAAGCCAGUGGGCAUGGACACCAAGAGUAUUGCCUCAGGACUAGCACCACCUUUUGCAGGCACACUACCCUUUGAGCUGUGUCAGCGUUAUGUAGAGGGGAUCGUCCUUGUGACUGAUGAAGAAAUAAAGAAAGCAGUUUCCGUCCUCUACAGUUCUGGACUUGUAGUAGAGCCAUCAGGCUCUGCUGCAUUUGCUGCCAUCUUUAACGACAAGAUUCCAGAGCUGGAGGGAAAAAACAUUGUGUGUAUCCUCAGCGGGGGAAACAUUGGAAAAGAUGAGCUCGUUCAUUUCCCAGGCUGACAAAGUAAACCUUAAAUGACACCAAG